Molecule: messenger RNA, 987 nt
Organism: Mesocestoides corti
Lineage: Eukaryota; Metazoa; Platyhelminthes; Cestoda; Cyclophyllidea; Mesocestoididae
Source: the annotation of a GenBank genome assembly
AUGGACGUAGGUUGCGAGAACUCGCUCACACAAAUUGAGAUCAUCUUAGACCCCAGGUCCUUCUCCGACGAACUAUCCCUCCUAGACCACAUGCCAACCUGUUGGGAAUUUAAUAUCCUCAGGACUAGUUGUAGUGGUCGUAGUGGUGGAGGUGGUGGCCCCAAUCCAAGCACCAAAGCCGUCACUCAACCGUCACCUCAGGCUUCUUUUUUCCUUCCUCCGAAUCCAAAUCUGCCGAAACCUGCUAAUCAACUGCCGACGAUGCCAGAGCCAGCGCCUCCACCCUGUCUCAGCAUACGCGAACGGUUAGAAUUGGUGGAGCGGUGGAUCAAUAGCAUUCCACCGGAUGCCUUCACAGAUGAACAGACAUCGCCUACGAAAACAGAGAUCACCUCCGACUCCAAGUCCUCCGCCAACAAACUCUUCAUCUCCAACCAUAAGCCAACCCUCGGCGGCACAAUUAUCCCCAGCACCAUUGGUGGUAGUGGAAGUGGCAGGAUCUCUAAACGUAGAGCUGACUACGACUACCACGUGCAGCAACAGCACCAGCUGUGGUCGCAGGGAGUUCGCACUAGCCGUGGUGGUGGUGGUGGUGAUCAGAAUGCGGGUGUGGCAGUCCGACGCAACACGACGACUGCCCUAGGUGGAAAUCGUCUUUUGCCUCAGUCUACACCUGGCGGCAGCAACCACCAAUCGCCUGCCCUCGCUAGGCCUGCUCCCUCCUUUUCGUCUGCGCAUAGUUACAGAUUCAGGGAGAGAUCUUCCAUUGGAGGAGCUUCGAAUCGGGCCUUCAAUGACUACGAGACACAGUUAGUUGUCGAUCUGUUUAGGGACAUUCUCGUGAAAGGCAACUACCCUACCAUGGGUGAGGUGCGUCAAAGGACUACUAACUCCGAGCUGCGGGCCAGUCGCUCAGUGAAAGGUAUUUGGAAAAAGGCGAAGCAGCUGCAUGCAAACGGCCGUUGGAAGGAAUAUGCUCCCCCGUAA